This is a messenger RNA of Equus quagga, 3243 nucleotides long. RefSeq names its product transmembrane 7 superfamily member 3 (gene TM7SF3). The record is from RefSeq and is a predicted model, not a curated record. The transcript is spliced from 12 exons. Bases 208 to 1920 code for a protein of 570 amino acids. NCBI's taxonomy places the organism in Eukaryota, Metazoa, Chordata, Mammalia, Perissodactyla, Equidae.
CGGCGGGGGUUAAUUGCCGGAAAAAGAACCUCUGGCCGGGGUCCGGGAUUGCCCGCCGGCGCUGCGGGGCUGGAGGGAGUGCGGCGUGUGCGCCCGGCGGGCCAUGGCUCCGGGCGCGGGCGCUCCGGGGUAGCACGGGCGAGGCUGCGCGGCCCCACGCGCCUCCCUCACCGACCCUGGUGGUGGCCCGGCCCGGCCCCGGCAGCUAUGGGGCUCCUUCGGCUGCUGGUCCUGGCUCUGCUGGCGUCGCAGCCGGAGGUGGUUGGGGGAGCCGAGACCGUCGGGAACUCCAGCGAGGGUCUUCUUGAAUUUUCUAUGGGGACAUUUAGAUACUUCGAGCUCAACAGGCCCUUUCCAGAGGAAGCUAUUUUACGUCAUAUUUCCAGCAAUGUGACUUUUCUUAUUUUCCAAAUACACUCCCAGUAUCAGAAUACAACAAUUUCUUUUUCUAAGACUCCCUUGCCCAAUACUUCGGGAACAGGCACUGACAAAGGGCUGGUUUUCAUUCUUAGACCAGAGCAGAGUAUGUGCACUUGGUACUUGGAGACCUUAGAUGCUGAACCUGUGCAAAAUGUGGCCAUCCCACUCUCCUACUCAGGAAGAGAUCCUAUCCCUGGAGGCUGUAAUUUGGAGUUUGAUUUAGACAUUGAUCCUAAUAUUUACUUGGAGUAUAAUUUCUUUGAAACAACUAUCAAAUUUGCCCCAGCAAACCUAGGCUACGCGAGAGGUACAGAUCCUCCACCAUGUGACAUUGGGACGGGCCGGGACUCUAGGUGGAGGUUGCAGUAUGAUGUCUAUCAGUAUUUCCUGCCCGAGAAUGACCUCACUGAGGAGGGGUUGCUACAGCAUCUGCAGAGGAUGGCCGAAGUGCCUCAGGUGAUGGCCAAUGCUAUCAAGGUGGUUACCCUAACAGCUAAUGAUAAGACAAGUGUUUCCUUCUCCUCCCUCCGGGGACAAGGUGUCAUUUAUAAUGUCAUUGUCUGGGACCCAUUUCUAAAUACAUCUGCUGCUUAUGUUCCGGCUCACACUUACGCUUGCAGCUUUGAGGAAACAGAGGGAAAUUGUUCUUCCCUUGGAAGAGUAUCCUCCAAAGUGUUCUUCACUCUUUUUGCACUGCUUGGUCUCUUCAUUUGUUUCUUUGGACACAGAUUCUGGAAAACAGAAUUAUUCUUCAUAGGCUUUAUCUUCAUGGGAUUCUUCUUUUAUGUACUGAUUACAAGACUGACACCUAUUAAGUAUGAUGUUCGUCUGAUUCUGACAGCCAUCGCUGGAAGCGUUGGUGGGAUUUUCUUGGUAGCUGCCUGGUGGCGAUUUGGAAUCCUGCUGCUCUGCAUGCUGUGUGUUGGACUAGUGCUGGGCUUCCUCGUCUCGUCAGUGACUUUUUUCACUCCACUGGGAAACCUGAAGAUUUUUCGUGAUGAUGGCGUGUUUUGGGUGACCUUCUCUUGUAUAGCUGUUCUCAUUCCAGUAGUUUUCAUGGGCUGCCUAAGAAUACUGAACAUACUGACUUGUGGGUUCAUUGGCUCCUAUUCGGUAGUCUUGGCUGUUGACAGUUACUUGUACACAAGCCUUUCUUACAUCACUUUGAAUGUACUCAAGAGAGCACUCAACACGGAUUUCCGCGGAGCUUUCACAAAUGUGCCUUUUCAAACUAAUGACUUUAUUAUCCUGGCAGUCUGGGGGAUGCUGGCUGUAAGUGGAAUUACGUUGCAGAUUCGAAGAGAGAGAGGGCAACCGAUCUUUCCUCCCCACCCAUACAAGUUGUGGAAGCGAGAGAGGGAGCGCAGAGUAACGAACAUUCUGGACCCCAGCUACCACAUCCCUCCAUUGCGAGAGAGGCUCUAUGGCCGAUUAACCCAGAUCAAAGAGUUCUUCCAGAAGGAACAGCCAGCCGGAGAGAGAACACCCCUGCUUCUAUAGAUGCCAAGGGGCUUGGUCAGUGUGAUCUUGAAAUACAGCUCAGGCACCGUGUCUGCUUUGGUGUUUAUGGCUAGCCCGCUUCAGCAGUCUCCGGUGCAAGUCUAAUAAGAAAACAGGCUUCUAUGCUUUGCACAACACUGUGCUGUCCUUAUUGGUAUAUGGUAAGGGUAUGCCAGGGAGAUGAUAAUUCUGAGUGAGAGUGAGAAAGAUGACCAAAAAGUCGGUGGUAAGGAGGCUUUUCCUUGUUCCCAAAUACUUAAGAAAUUACCUUUUGGUUUACAAAUAUAUGAUCAACUUAUUCCUUGAAAUUCCUUGAAAUAGACUAAAAAAAGAAAAGAAAUUAAAAAACAAUGAUUCUCCUGUAAAGGCCUGCUAUUUCUUUUUAUCUCCUUCGACAAUUCUCUCACCCGAGUCUUGUCUAAAUUUCGGGGGCGGGGGCACAGAAGGUGCUUUAUUUAAGUGUUAGACUGAAUCUUUGUUUGCCACUGUGUUUGGAAGUCUAGGGGUUUGAUACUGGGCCUUUGAACUUCAGAGGACAAAAGAAGGAGAACUAACUGGUUUUCUUACUAAAAGCAGUCUGAUGACUACUUGCAUCUUUCUGAGUAUCAUAUAUUAUCAAAAGGUACCCCAUUUUGUUUCUUUUUAAUUGUGGUAAAAUGCACAUUUACCAUAUCAAUCAUUUUUAAGUAUAUAGUUCAGUAGGUGCCCGUUGUCUUUUCCUUUUAUUGCUUAAAAUGGUAAUUUAAAUAACUAAAUUUUUCAAUUAUUUGACUCUAGGUCAAUUUAUAUACAUAAUAGAAGUUUUAUAUGGAUGAUUUAUUUAUAUUCCAAACAACAGCCUUUGCUUUUUUUCUUUCAAGGCCUUUUAAAAUAAUGUUGACAGCUGAUCUCUAAUUUAACUGCAUUCGAUGACAUGAGUUGUUUUGUUUUUAGGAAAUAAAUUGGCUACUACCUUAAUCUGUAGUCCCCUUAACAAGGAAACCUUUAAAAAGAUUGCAUUUUGUAGUUCUUUCUGCUAAAUUAGUUGUUAUUAACAUUGAUGUAAAAUACAAUUUCAAAAGAUUUAUUUUGUAUAUGAAGCCUUUGUACCAUCUGUGUUUUAAAGUGAUGGGGAGGGAGUCAAAAAGGAUUCAAGUGUUUAAUGGAGCAGCUUUUAAUUAGGGCCUUGGAUUCUGUAAGGAGAGUCCCUUCAGCUUUUUUUUGUUUUCUGUGUGUGUGUGUGUGUGUGAGAGGAAGAUUGGCCCUGAGCUAACAUCUGUUGCCAGUCUUCCUCUUUUUGCUUGAGGAAGAUUGUUGCUGAAUUAACAUCUGUGCCAGUCUUCC